CUGUUUCGAUGGAUAGCGGCUCCCUGGUCAUGUCAGAAAUCGUAGACAUCCCCGGAGACAGCAGCCCGUCGGAGGACUCGUGCCUGCUGGAGACCGAAGGCUCCGUUCGCUCGGUCGAUUACGUCCUGUUCCGUUCUAUCCAGCGCAGCCGGGCCGACUACUGCCUGAGCGUGGACUGUGGGCAGUGUGGCCUGCAUCCGCAAAGCCCCACCCUCCAAGGCCCGUUCGAGGAGGUGCCGCGCUCCCGUCUCCGUGGCGAGCGCUCCUACUCCUGCUCCACGCCCACCGCGGGCUACGAGGGCCUGCUCGAGGUGGGUGGCGCUCUGACCCAUAGCUGCCACCGCCUGGAAGGCCUGGGCCGCAGCAUGGGACCCUGCUACCCCGAGGUGCGAGUCAAAGCCAAAAGCUCGCUCCCGGGACGCAAAGGCCCGGGGCGGCAGCAACGCCGGAGCAGCGAGGUCUCCUUCCGACUGCCUCCGACCUGCUGUCCUCUCCUGCGAUCCCACAGUGAUCCUGGAAUUACCUCAGCCUGUGACACCGGUGACUUCCAGGAGGUGUUCUGCACCAAAGCUAUGGAGGAUGACAUGUCGAAUUCCUCUGAUACAG
Sphaerodactylus townsendi is the source of this 606-nucleotide messenger RNA. RefSeq names its product protein FAM189B-like. The annotation marks the transcript as partial. The record is from RefSeq and is a predicted model, not a curated record. Lineage: Eukaryota; Metazoa; Chordata; Lepidosauria; Squamata; Sphaerodactylidae. The transcript has 2 exons.